Messenger RNA from Brassica oleracea var. oleracea, 989 nucleotides. Its product is annotated as palmitoyl-protein thioesterase 1-like. Gene Ontology annotation, cellular component: intracellular membrane-bounded organelle. Lineage: Eukaryota; Viridiplantae; Streptophyta; Magnoliopsida; Brassicales; Brassicaceae. Gene Ontology annotation, molecular function: thiolester hydrolase activity. The record is from RefSeq and is a predicted model, not a curated record. The transcript is spliced from 8 exons. The coding region runs from base 13 to 909 and encodes 298 amino acids.
UCUCAAUCAUUCAUGGCCAAAUCUCUCCAGCGACCUUUUCUCCUUCUAACGGUGGCCGCUGUGCUAUUCUCAACCGUUUCGUUUUCAAACGCUAUUCCAUUUAUAGUGUUUCACGGAAUUGGAGAUCAAUGCUCAGGUGGAGUUAGUAACUUCACGCAACUCCUAAGCAGCGUCUCCGGCUCUCCUGGCUCUUGCUUAGAGAUAGGAAACGGAGAGAAAGACUCAUGGUUCAUGCCACUAGUGCAACAAGCAAGUGUAGCGUGUGAGAAAGUUAAACAGAUGAAAGAGCUGAGUCAAGGUUACAACAUUGUUGCAGAGUCUCAAGGAAACAUGGUGGCUAGAGGCCUUAUCGAGUUCUGCGACGAUGCUCCUCCUGUCGUCAACUAUGUCUCCUUAGGAGGACCUCAUGCUGGCAUCGCUGCAGUCCCCAAGUGUGGAGAUGGUCCAAAAUGUGCUAUAGCAGAGGAUAUCUUGAAGUUGGAGAUCUAUAACGACUUCGUUCAAGAUCAUAUUGCUCCUAGUGGUUAUGUCAAGAUCCCUGGUGAAAUGACGAAGUAUUUGGAACACUCUCAGUAUCUACCAAAGCUUAACAAUGAGAGACCUGACGAAAGAAACUCCACUUUCAAAGACCGUUUCACGAGCUUACAUAACUUGGUUCUUGUCAUGUUCCAGAACGACACAACACUGAUCCCCAAAGAAACUUCUUGGUUUGGAUAUUUUACAGAUGAAGGGUUUGGUACUCUUUUGUUAACUCAACAGACAAAACUAUACACAGAAGACUGGAUCGGUCUGAAAGCAUUGGAUGACGUGGGAAAAGUAAAGUUUGUGAGUGUCUCCGGGGACCACCUUAUGAUAGCGUUUCAGGACGUUGUGAAAUACGUUGCGCCUUACUUGAUGCAGAUAAGUUAGUAAUUUCUGUAACAUGCGACUCUUCUUGUCAUUUUAUGAAGUUUCAAAUAGGUUUGGUUUUUAUACAUUGUUUAAGAAAA